AUCACGGCUAGGACACUUUGCCGUCCUGUUUUACAGCUCUGCAGCCCAUAUUUGGAAGAUCCUGAAGAGCAUCUUCUCUCUCUAUUGCUUACCAGUUGCCAUGAUCCUCCUCCCAGCCCUUCCCUUAGCUGGGCCCCAGCCCCCCAGGCUUCAAGCCUUUCCUCAGGCCUUCCACCCUGCUUUGCCCAACCCUACUCCCAGGCUAAGUUCCUGAGCACUGAGUGGACCAGGGUUUAGAAGUCGUUCCUUAUUUCCACUCACCAAGUUGCCCACCAGGCCCGGCUUCCCACCCCGUGGUCACUGAGAGGCCCAUGUGACUGUCUAGGCAGAUGUUUCCUGCCCUUAGGGGAAUGCUGUGUCACUGCCCACACCAGCCCAGAGCUGACAACUCUCUGCCCAGCCAUGGGCUUCAACCUGCUCCUGCCGCUACUCCUGGUACUAGCAGGCCAGGGCUCAGCUGACAGCCUUCCUGAAGUGUUAAAAGUGCCUGUGGGGGCCUCCAUUCUGGUGCAGUGCCACUACCGACUCCAGGAUGUCAAGGCUCAGAAGGUGUGGUGCCGGUUCUUGCCUGAGGGGUGCCAAACCCUAGCAUCUUCGGCGGUGGAUCGCAGAGCCCCCGAGAGCAGGCGCACGUUUCUCACUGACAUGGGUGGGGGCCUGCUCCAGGUGGAAAUGGUAACCCUGCAGGAGGAAGAUGCUGGGGAGUACGGCUGCGUGGUGCAGGGAGCCACAGGGCCCCAGACCGUGCACAGAGUGGCUCUGCAGGUGAUCUCACCAGAUCCUGACCUGAAGACUGAUGGGACCGGCAGUCUGGCUGACCCUGAAGGCAGCGUUAGCCCUCUGGAACCCAGCCAGGAUGAGAAAAGCAUCCCAUUGAUCUGGGGUGCUGUGCUCCUACUGGGCCUGCUGGUGGCAGCGGCGGUGCUGUUUGCUGUGAUGGCCAAAAGGAAAGGGAACAGGCUUGAUGCUUCUGGCCGAUUCCAGAGUAGCAGAGUUUCAGGAAUGGACUCCUCCUCAGUGGGCCACCACGUUAGUGGUUCUGGACUGGCUGCUGAUUUGCCAUCGGAUGUACCAUAUGCUAGGCUCAACUCACCACUCUCCUUUGACAAUACCACCUACACCAGCCUACCUCUUGAUCCCUCAUCAGAGAAACCCCCACCCUCACUCCCAACCUCAUCAACCCCUCUGCCUCCUAAGGUUCUGAGCUGCUCUGAGUCUGUGACAUAUGCCACAGCUGUCUUUCCCAGAGGGAACAAGGGGGGAGGGGCCUCCUGUGAGCCAGUCCAGGAUCCACCUAAUAGCCAGACUCCAGCCAGCUAAGCUGCUCACAGAGACCAUCCCUGGGGGUUCUGUGCAUGCAUCCAUAGAGCUCAUGCCUUACAUCCUUAGGAUAUCAGAGCUCCUAGGGACUUUAGGAUCUAAUCUGAUGUCCUGACUUUACUGAUCAGGAAAGUAAUGCUCAGAUAUAACUGGGGUGUCUUGGGAAAGUGUCCCCAUGCUGGUUCCUCUACAAUUACAACACUGGCUAAAUAAACCUUAAAUGAUGA
This is a messenger RNA of Choloepus didactylus (southern two-toed sloth), 1547 nucleotides long. It is a transcript of the gene TREML1, whose product is annotated as triggering receptor expressed on myeloid cells like 1. Gene Ontology annotation, cellular component: plasma membrane. Gene Ontology annotation, molecular function: transmembrane signaling receptor activity. Lineage: Eukaryota; Metazoa; Chordata; Mammalia; Pilosa; Megalonychidae. The record is from RefSeq and is a predicted model, not a curated record. Bases 403 to 1320 code for a protein of 305 amino acids. The transcript has 6 exons.